Molecule: messenger RNA, 5965 nt
Organism: Thunnus maccoyii (southern bluefin tuna)
Lineage: Eukaryota; Metazoa; Chordata; Actinopteri; Scombriformes; Scombridae
Product: sodium-coupled neutral amino acid transporter 3-like
Exons: 17
Coding region: 1568-3109 (513 amino acids)
Biological process (GO): histidine transport; asparagine transport; amino acid transmembrane transport
Molecular function (GO): L-histidine transmembrane transporter activity; L-asparagine transmembrane transporter activity; L-glutamine transmembrane transporter activity
Source: RefSeq, a predicted model, not a curated record
ACGACGAUAGAGCCAUCAUAAAUACAUACACCACCAUCACCACCGUGUGAAACGCCAGUGACAUUUUUAUCACGCGGGCAUGACCCUUUAACCGACUGAUGAUAGCAAUCUUUUGUUGGUCAUCAUUUCAAAAAGGAUUAAGAAGGCGCGCGUACCAAAAUAGGGGGCCCUCUCUCUCUCUGUCUCUCUCUCUCUCUCGUGCCCCCGCGCGCUCUAGCUUCGCAACAUACACAACAAUAAUUUGAUUGGAGUCGCUGUGCGUGCUGUAGGCGGAACCCGGACACUCUUCGCAUCCCACUUUUGAGGAGAUUACGAGGACAAUUUACUGCGAAACACAUGACAUUAACGCGGUUUGGAGGGAGGGCGGACGGACUUAGUGGGACAGAGAGGCAGGACGACACGCCACGGGUCGAGGCAGAGCCGAGCAGCGAGCGGAGGCAAGAUCUGUGGAGAUAUUUGGAGUUGGAGGAGGACACUGGUACUUCUCUGACACAGCCUAGGGUGAUUGGAGAUGGACGGGUGUUUGAAGGCAGCACACCCAGUGGUUUCACAGCGGUUUGGUUUGUCCCUCAAAGACACUUCAAGAUUAAAAGAUAGAGAAUGAAAGUGUAUAUUUGUUAAUGUGUGUGUGUGUGUGUGUGUGUGUGUGUGUGUGUGUGUGUGUGUGCCUGCAGGCUAAAUGGCUGGUCUGCAAGCAAAAUGAAGUGGCACAUGGCUUUGAUCGUCUUAGGGACAUGCUGGCCAGCUGAACUUGUUGCAAUGUUUGCACAAAACAUUCAACCUCAAAAGACAUUUUUGGUUUACGUCCAUAUAGUUAUACCAAAAACAUCCUGUUUUGAAGAGUAUGCAGAUUGUGUUUGCUCUCACAAUGACUUGCAAGCAUCUUCAUCUGGCAGUAUUUGCUUCCAGUGCUGUAUCUGAAAGCAGUGUGAGAACAGGCCAAAUUUGAUUUAGUUUAGAGAAUAGCAUUACCAUGCCAGUAUUAGGUACUUCUCCAAAAAUUCAUCCUAUUUACCAUAAUUAUGUUAAUGGUGUAGAUGGAUGAAUAUCUAUCUUUAAAUAUACACCUUCCUCUCUUUGAGUUUUUGCCCUAUUCCCGUGAUUCCCUCCUGUAAAUGACGUCUACACAAUAUCACAUUGUGCGACAACGUUCUUUAGGAAUCUUCAGAUAUAUGUGCAUAGACUGGUGCAGUACAAUUAUCUACAGUCAUGUAUAACCCAGGUUUUUUUAAAAAAAAAAAAAAAGACAGCACAACCUGACACAUACAAUAUUGUACAAGUGUACUGUUUGACAUAUGGUAUAUUGUAAACUGCUUGUUAUCAGUUCAGUUUCAGCUUUGCCUAUUAAGCAGCAUAAUGCAAUGAGUGUCACCAGGUCCUGCAUAAAGGUGAUGAAAGCAGCUCAUGAGCCAGGGAGCCAGAGGGCUGACAUUACAUUCAAAUCAAAUCCCAGGAGGAAAAUUAAAAAUUCACUCUCAGAGCACUUUCUGAACAUUCACAUCGCCUCAAACAUUAACACUUUUCAGCAAACACAUCCUUACAUACACACCAAGGCACCAGAGCAGAUAUGAGUGAGGACAUACCAGCCGAGACGGUGGAAACUGCUGCUGAGGUGAACUCUGUUCCUAACGGGAAAGGCCAUGAACCUGGAGAGGAGAUCACAGCAUCGGCCAAAACACCACCUGCAGAGGACUGUGAAAAUCCCCACAGGACUGAGAAUGCAGAGGCCAACCUCCCAGACAGCCAGGAGUUCCUAUCAGGCGUGGAGGACAAGAAGACUACACGAUUUACAGAUUUUGAGGGAAAAACCUCUUUCGGAAUGUCAGUCUUCAACUUGGGGAAUGCAAUCAUGGGAAGUGGAAUCCUAGGACUUGCAUAUGCAAUGGCCAACACGGGGGUCAUCCUGUUUUUGGUUCUUCUAACAGUGGUGGCAGCCCUUUCAUCAUAUUCCAUCCAUUUACUGCUUAAGUCAUCUGGUAUUGUAGGUAUUCGUGCGUAUGAGCAGCUCGGGUACAGGGCCUUUGGGACCCCGGGGAAGAUGGCGGCAGGUAUUGCCAUCACACUGCAGAACAUUGGAGCCAUGUCCAGUUACCUGUACAUAGUCAAGUAUGAAUUUCCUCUGGUCAUCCAGGCCUUUUUGAAGGUGGAUAACCCUGCAGGUGAAUGGUACCUGAAUGGAAACUACCUCGUGGUCAUUGUGUCUCUAGCAGUAAUAUUGCCACUGGCUCUCAUGAAACAGCUAGGGUACCUGGGAUACACCAGCGGCUUCUCCCUGAGCUGCAUGGUUUUCUUCCUCAUUUCAGUCAUCUACAAGAAGUUCAAUACCCCUUGUCCAUUUGUGAAUUUUACGUUCAACGGCACUGCCAGUGUGCUGAAUGUCAGUGCCACAGAUCCUGGUGGGGAGGACGACCCCGCCUGUAUUCCCAAAAUGGCCAACCUCAACUCACAAACGGCCUACACCAUCCCCAUCCUGGCGUUCGCCUUUGUGUGCCACCCAGAGGUCCUGCCCAUCUACACAGAGUUGCGCAAUGCCAGCAAGAAAAAGAUGCAGCAUGUGGCCAACAUCUCCAUUGCAGUCAUGUACGGCAUGUACUUCCUGGCUGCUCUUUUUGGAUACCUAACAUUCUAUGGUGAAGUAGAAGCAGAGCUGCUUCACACCUACAGCCGUAUUGACCCGUACGACACUCUGAUUUUGUGUGUGCGUGUGGCUGUGCUCACGGCUGUCACACUCACUGUACCCAUCGUGCUCUUUCCUGUACGGAGGGCGAUCCAGCAGAUGAUGUUUCCCAACAAGACUUUUUACUGGCCCCGCCACAUUGCCAUUGCCUUCGUUCUGCUCACUUUCAUCAACCUGCUGGUCAUCUUUGCCCCCAAUAUCCUGGGCAUCUUUGGGGUCAUAGGUGCCACAUCUGCCCCUUGUCUUAUUUUCAUCUUCCCUGCUGUGUUCUACAUUCGUAUUGUACCCAAAGAAGAGGAACCACUGCGCUCAGUCCCCAAAAUCCUGGCUGCCUGCUUCGCUGGAAUAGGCUUUCUGUUUAUGAUAAUGAGUCUCAGCUUUAUCAUCAUUGAUUGGACAUCAGGCACCAGCAAAGCCAGCAGUGGUCACUAGGGACCACCCUCCAAUUUUUUUUCAGGUUUUAUAUUGUUGAUUUCAAUCUGUGUUGUAAUGUUACUGUUUUUACUUUGGAUCAUGUUUGAUGUUGAAGAUGCCCUAUCUUUUCCAUUAGAGAAUAUUGGCCACAGAGGAGGAGCCUAGAGUUUAGGAAGGCUCUCACUCUGUCGUUAUGUUGUACUGUACAUCCUGCCAAGCAGUGACAAAUCCAGGCCAGUAGGCUUUUCUUGGAAAGUUGAUAGUGCAUUCACAAAAGAGGCCAGGUGCAUAAAGAUUGAUGUUGACAUUUGGAGGCUGUGCCUUGUGAAGUGGACGUAAAGAAAAACAACAGAAAAGCAACAAUGUAGGAAGCUGCUGUCUUUAUACACCUGUACCCGUGCUGGUUGUGAGCAUCUGGCACCUAUUGCCAUCCCUGUCCUGUCCUAAGAUGAUCUAUCAUCUACAAAGUGCUUCUCAGAUUAUAAAACACAAUCUGAGGCACCUCCCUUUCAGCUGUUUUAAAAGUCCACUAUUAUUAUUAUUAUUAUUAUUAUUAUUAUUAUUAUUAAAAGUUAUUUGAAUAACUACGUCUUUGCGAUCCUGUGCAACUGCAGAGGAAAGUACAAGCUAUUGCACAAAAAGAAAGAUAAAUCAAGGCGGGCCACCUUUAGCUCCUAAUCUACUUGUAACAGCUGCUGCUGCUUAUUUUAAGGCUUGGAGGUGUUAAAAAUCUCACCUCUGACAGAGAAGGGUGUAAAACCACAGAAUGUAUGUGGUACAGUGUUGUGAACACAUUUAUUAUAACAUUCCUACACACAAUAUAAUCUAGAUGUAUAUUUUUUAUUAAUAAUCUCAACUUGAUGAAAACCUCAGAAGAUGCAGUAUGGACUGUAGAGAAAAUCCUCAGUUUGAUCUUAGUAAGGAGAUCAAUAUUAGAGAGGCAGGUUUCAUGUCAGGAGUGUUUUUAAAUGUCUCUUGGCUGUCCAGAUCACUAUAUGAAAAAAAACACCUAUAUUGUGCAAAGAGUUUUUCUUUUUCAGUAUUACUGUGUGAUAAAUGGUACUGAAGACCUCAUCAGUUGGAUUGCACAGAUCAAAGUGAUAACUGAAAAUGAAGAGAAGGAAGUUACCGCUCAGUGUUCCUCGUCAUCAAGCAGGGAAGAUUUUUAACUGAAAGAUUUGAUAUGUUGUUUCUGAACAUUUACUGGAAGUAAUCAGAGAUAACCAAAAUAUGUAUAAAACAACAGGGUCACUUCAUGAAGUGGUUAGUAACAGCUGCAUGUCUGUAAAUAUUUCUGUGUCCAACACAAGCUUGAUCCCUAAUGGAAAUGGCAGACAUGGGAAUACUGUUUCUUUAACAAAUUUUUGAAGUUGAUGGUUAGCAAUAGCACUUUCCUUUGAUAAGCACAACUUCUUGUAGCCAUUAAUAUGCUGAAACACAAGCAAAUGAUUUGUGAGAAAUUCACAUAUAUGAUAGAUGUGAUUUAAGGGUGUGUACCCUUUGUAUAACUAAAUCUUUGGUAAAUUAAUCAAUCUAAUAUAGAUUACAAAAAAAAAAAUUAGCAAUGUAUCAAUGGAUGUCUUCUCAAAGAUUACUUGAAAUAACAAAGUUUGCUUUCCUGUGAGCCCCUGUGAUCAUUAUCUUCCUCCUCUGGUCUGUUUUGUAGAUAAAACGACUAAUCAGUUGGAUGUACUGUUGGAGGUUUUUAGUGUCCGUGUUGUUUAAAAAAGAAAACAUGGCUCCUCUGUAUUUGAAAUAUAGUACUUAUAUGCAUUUGUGUUGUUAAACCUGGACCUGUAUUCGGAUCAGAAGUGUUUGUCUCCUGCCAUUGAUGGAUUGUUGUUUUAAACUCCAUGUUUCAAUGUUUAUUCGGGCGUAUCAGUUGAAUCUGAUCCAGUGAUUAAAUGCAAGAUGCAAAAGUCUGUUGAUGACUUUUGCUGUUUUGUUUUCCUCUUAAAUGUAUCUUUUAUAGUCAGUGGUAUAUCAUCAGUGGUAUAUUUGGAUCAUGUCUGACUUCCUUGCUGCUUGUUUGCAGACAGUAACCUGCCAACUCAGAAUUGCUAGUGAGCUGGUGUACCUAUCUACAUUUCAUUUUUUAUAUGUUAAAUUCUGUCACACCAGAUUACAGUGAGUGCUGUAUGGGUAGUAUUGUCCUGUCAAUUUGUUACACAACAAACAUGUUUUAAUUCCUUUUCUAUUUAAUUAUAUCUGGGCAUUUGGUUGUCUUUAUACAUCCAUAUACAGAGGGAAUCAUCUGAAUCAGUCACUGGGGCAUGACUUAGCGUUCAAGUGUUGUUUAACAAAUGCAAAGGUUGUAUUUAUCCCCGACUCCCUGUUCCUAUUUUGACCUUAGUCGUUUUGGCUGUAUGUAUGAAAACAGAGGAGUGACAUCUUUGAGAAAUAAAAUGAGUAUCGUAAACAGUCUGUCAAUGGUGCACAUACACACAGAAUACUUCAAAACCUCACAACACGCAAAAAAUAAAACUAAACAAGAGGCAACAAAGUGAUACACUGUGUUAGUGGCUGAUGCAAGAUGAUAUCUGAGGACUUCUCAGUGUUGUUAGUGUCCCUCCAUGUGUGAUAUAUUGAAACGUGUAUGAUUGAAUAGUAACAUAUUAAAUAUUGACAUCGGCCAGCAUUUAUAAAUAAUGUAUAUAAAUGUAUACCCUUUAUAUUCUAUAUGCAUAUCUAGUUUGUAUAAUGUAAAUAGCAAUUAAAGUUUUAGUCUGAUUAAAAUAUAAAUGUAAUCAUUUUCAAAGUGCUUUUAAACCUUUUUGUCCAUCAAUUCAUGUCUAUUUUCUUGUAUCUCUAUAUAUUUUAAUAUGUCGCUGGCAGUUAUUGUACUGUAAACAAUGUUGCAAUAAAGAUAAUGAG